Molecule: messenger RNA, 5197 nt
Organism: Peromyscus californicus insignis
Lineage: Eukaryota; Metazoa; Chordata; Mammalia; Rodentia; Cricetidae
Gene: Gpalpp1
Product: GPALPP motifs containing 1
Exons: 8
Coding region: 101-1144 (347 amino acids)
Source: RefSeq, a predicted model, not a curated record
UCAGACGAAGCCGGAAGAACUUCCGGCCUUGGCUGCAAAGCUUGGUCUGCCGUCGGGAUAGAGUUUAACUUGGACGCUGAGCGACUGUGUGUCGCAGCGAAUGGCUAGGGACCUGAUCGGGCCGGCACUGCCGCCAGGCUUCAAGAAGCACGCGACAGCUGAGGACGAGGAGCGGGACCUGAGCCCAGUUGCAGGGCCAGCUCUGCCCCCUAAUUACAGAAGCAGCAGUUCGGACUCCUCAGACAGCGAUGAGGACAGCAGUUCCUUGUCUGAAGAAGGAGAUCAAGAGUCUGAGGAAGAUGACAGUGGUCCCACUGCCAGAAAACAGAGGCGACAUCAAGACAGAGGUGACGACGACGACGGUGGGUUUUUUGGACCAGCCCUUCCUCCUGGAUUUAAGAGGCAGGAUGACUCUCCUCCAAGGCCUAUUAUAGGUCCUGCAUUGCCACCCGGUUUUAUUAAGUCUCCACAGAAAAGUGACAAAGGCAGAGAGGAUUCAGGACAAGUGUCAUCAUUCUUCAACUCAGAGGAAGCAGAGAGCAGUGACGAUGAGGAUAUUGUUGGACCAAUGCCUGCAAAAGGACCGGUUACCUACAGCGUAACAACAGAGUUUGAAAGAAGGGCCCAGCGAAUGAAGGAAAAAUUAACCAAAGGAGAUGACGAUUCAUCUAAACCAAUUACAAGAGAGUCGUGGAUGACUGAGCUUCCUCCAGAAAUGAAAGACUUUGGUCUUGGGCCGAGAAGCUUUAAGAGAAGAGCGGAUGACAAAUCCGGAGACCGCUCCAUCUGGACGGACACCCCAGCUGACCGCGAGAGGAAAGCUAAGGAAAUGCAAGAAGCAAGGAAGUCAUUCAGUAAGAAAGAUGAAGACAAUAUAUUGUCAGGAAGGGAUAAGAGGUUGGCUGAACAAGUGUCCUCAUACAACGAAUCAAAAAGAUCAGAAUCCCUCAUGGACAUUCACCAUAAAAAGUUAAAGAGUAAGGCUGCUGAAGAUAAAAACAAGCACCAAGAGAGAACGCCAUUUGAUCGUGAUAAAGAUCUCAAGGUUAAUAGGUUUGAUGAGACUCAGAAGAAAGCCCUAAUAAAGAAAUCCAGAGAACUAAAUACCCGGUUUUCACAUGGCAAAGGCAACAUGUUUUUAUAAGUGAGUGUACUUCAGUGAGGCACACUCGUACUGGUCAGUCUGACCCCCUCCAAGUACCCCUUUGUCUAUAGUAAUGAUGUGCACAGUGCUUCUCCUUUUGUAAUAAAGUAAAUUCAGAGUCUACACUUUUAGAAAUUGUGACUGUUGAAAAGUUAGGGGUAAAUGUGCUUAGCUGGAAAACCAGCUCUGUCUUCACAGUAGUCUAACAGGACAUGGCUAUUAGAAAAGCUUGAGUUCCAGUGAAGAGAAAUGGUGCUUCCCAGAGUGUGACAUGCAACUUGAUGGGUCGUGUGCUCCACUAGAGAGAAGAGAGUUGGUAUCUUUGUGUGUGUGUUUUUGUUCAUUUGCUUGUUUGUUUUUCGAGACAGGUCUCACUGUGUAAUCUUCCCUGUCCUGGAGCUCACUAUGUAUACCAGCAGGCUAGCCUCAAACUCCCAGAGAUCCACCUGCCUCUGCCUCCCAAGCACUGGGAUUAAAGGUGAAUGCCAGCAGGCCCUGUUCAUUGAACAAGAUCACAAUUAGAAAAUAGUCAUUGCUUCAGAAGGCCUCUCUAAGUUUUUACAACGGGUGCAGUGUUUAUCUGUGGUCCUGUCUGAUGAAGGUUGUGAUGUCAGUUAAGGAACUGUGAGAGCGAGGAUGCUUCCUGAGUUCCUCAUGAUCUGUAGCGGUAUGAAAUGGACUCAAUCAAUAUUCAGGUGGGAUUUUUUUUUCUUUUUUUUUGGUUUUUCGAGACAGGGUUUCUCUGUGUAGCUUUGCGCCUUUCCUGGAAUUCACUCUGUAGCCCAGGCUGGCCUCGAACUCACAGAGAUCCGCCUGCCUCUGCCUCCCGAGUGCUGGGAUUAAAGGCGUGCGCCAGCACCGCCCGGCUCAGGUGGGAUUUUAAAGGACAAUGUGAACUUUAAAAUGUUUUCCAGCUUACUGAAUUAUUACCUCAGAGGGAGUCCCCUAUGUGAUGUCUGUCUGUCCACCUUUAUUUGUUAGAGAAUGAUCGUUUAAAACAUACAAAUGUUUGUCCUUUAAAGUAAUAUGGGAGCAGACAAUCAAUGUUUCUUAUAUAGAAUAGAAUAUUUUGGGGGUUCUUGGCUUUUCUUCAUAUAAUUAUUUUAAUAGUCCAUCCCCACAACACUCCAGGCCCCAGUGUUUUGUGGUUUUACAAGUUUCUUCUUAGUUCUGGGGGGGACUGUACACUGACUCUCAACACGGCCCGGACCUUCUUCCUCAAAUAGAUUUCACCGGCCCCAGAGUCAGGGUCUCAGGCCCUUGCAGACCCGUGAAUUUUAAAUGGCUUGGCUUAUCCUCCAAACUUUACCUAGUAAAUGCACACCUGCUUGGGAAUAGAGCGUGGAGGUUCAUUCUUCCUGCCUUGGCAUGUGUUGAGGCCUGCGAGUUUUGAUUUGCUGUCUGAGAAGUUGUUGUUUUUGUUGGUUUUAAGGUAAAGAAGGCUGUUUGGAUUAUCUCAUAUUAAGGAAAUAGUCUUGUGAUUUUUUUUUUUAAACUUAAGUAAAUAUUUGUUGGGGAGGCAAUCUGAAGGACAUUAUACACAUCUGUUGUCAUCCAUGGAGUCUAGGACUCCUAUCUUCAUGGUCUGCCAAAGCUGUUUGCAUCUUGGAAUGUCACAGGUGAUAGUCUGAUUCAUAUAUGUAUAUAACACUUUGUAGCUGGUUUGCUGGAAUAUUAAUCCUGGAUAGCUUUUUUAAUUAACCAAAUAAUCACUGAAAAUGAGAAAUCUGUACUCAUAACCACACUUGUGGGAGUAAUAUGUGUUUUAAUGCUUUAAUCAGUAUUUCUUAAGCUGUUAAACAGAACCUCCUAAAUAGGGAGAUGAAACCCAAGUUUGAAUUCUGUGUGUUUCUUGCAGGUUUUCUUGUUCUGCUAACUCUGUAUUCUAGUUCUAAUGAAGCCAGAGUUUUAAUGAGAAACAUUCUGAUUCCUGAUUCAUGUGGACUUUAUAAAACUGGGCACACUGUUCAGAUUACAAUAUAAAGUAUUUCUUAUUAGUGUCACUUUUUUAUACUGGUGUAAACAACCUAUCCAAGGACUGUUGCUUUUAAAAACCUGAGUUAUUCUGAGUGAAUUGAAGAGGCUUAUUGUCUACAUAGAAUUGGACAGACCUACCCUUUGACUAAAGUGAGGGAUAGUUUCUGCACAUAAAACGUUAUACAAGAGUAUUAGUUUUGGCUAGGCAUGGUGGCACACACCUUGAAUCCCAGGACUCAGGAGGCAGAGGCAGGCAGAGCUCUGUGAGCUCAAGGCCAGCCUGGUCUACAGAGUGAGUUCCAGGAUAGCCAGGGCUAUGGAGAGACUCUGUCUCAAAAACCCAAGAAAAGCAAGUUUUUAUUCUGUCCAUUUUAUUUUGUAGGGGUUUUUCCCCCAAUGAGAGGGGGGAGAAUGUUUUUUAGCUAUGAGAAAACAUAACGUUUUGUGAAAUUUGGUACUUUUUAAAGUUAAAAGACUAAAAAUAAAUAAAUCUUUUAAAAGGAGAUUCUGGUCUAAAGAGAUGGCUCCAAAGUUAAGAGCAUGCCCUGCUCUUUCAGAUUACCUGAGUUCAGUUCCCAGCACCUCGGCUGGUGGUCCACAGUCCCCGUAACUCCAGCUCCAAGGAAUCUGACCCCCUCUAUGGACCUCCAUCGUCACCUGUACUCAUGUACACAGUCCACACACAGACACAUACUUUUAAUAAAAAUAAAUCUUAAAAGUAAAAAUAAUCCUAUCUGAACACUCACUGGCCUUGCUUUUUCAGUGGAAAUGAUAUUGAAUAGGAACAUUUAUAAUGUGCUUACAUUUCCUGUGACCUCAGCAGACAGGACAGGCCACCACAUGUGCUGCCUCACGGGUACCCUGGAGCCAGGGCUCUUUUCUGUCACCAGAUGAUAAUUGUGACAAAGUAUAAGCCAUUUCCAGGGAGGAUUAGCCACAUGGAGACACAACCUCAAUUUAAUGUUGACAAUUAAGUAUGUAGCUGUGUGUACAUUACAGAAACAUGUUCUGUGUGCCAUCCCCUCUCCUCCAAACGGCAGGAGGCCUGUUUGGACCCACUCUCCUGGCCGCUGGCAUUUUCUACUACAAGCAUCCUACAUGUUUCGGCCAAGUUGUAUAGGGCUGCAAUACAAGAAUGAAGAAACCAGUAGCACCAGAGCAAGAAGAGGACACGGAUGUCUCACCACUGACAGUGGCCUUCCAGGUCCAGCCCUCUGGCUGCUCAGCUGGGGUAGAUUACAAGCCUCAGACAGUAGCCACACUGCUCAUGAGCAGAUGGUGGAGUCCUUGGUUUGGGUAGUGGGGGAAAGAGACUGAGGGAGACUUUCAGAUUAGCUUCAACACAAAAAACUGAGCCCUGCUUGGGGGCUGAGGGAUGUAGUUUACAUACAGUUUUUCAUAUUCAGAUGUAACAACGCAUCACUUCAGUACUUAAUUAUGCUUUGUUAGGUGUGAGAUGUGUCUCAGAGUUACAUAAAUUAUUUGAUGUUACUUUUGGGUCCUUUGUGCAGGCUAGGAAUGUUGACACUUCUGAAAUGCAUGAUGGCGGGGCCCAGCUCUUAAGCCUUCAUCCACUUGCGCUGUUCCGUGGCAUUACAGGUAUUUCUAGAACAGCCUCUCCAGUGAAUUAGACUAAGAGGAGGAAUUAACAUUGAGGGAAGUGGCUCCUGAAGACAGACUCAUGAAGCAUCAACAGUGUCCAGUCUCCUGUCUCGGAGUUCGUUUACUUACUUCUCAUGCCAUCCUGAGGCACCAGACCGCAGAUACAGAGCCAGAGCCGAGCCAGAGCCAUGUGCCGCUGUAGGAGAGCUUUCUAUUUGUUUGGUUUGUCACAGCUUAAGAAAAAACCUGUUUAACAGAGCCUGGGGCUGUGGGUGAGUGUGAGGUCCUGGGCUCAAUCCCCUGCACUCACCACCACCGAAAUACUGUUUACCUGUGACCAUGGUGUGUACAAGGUUAAAACACUGUUGCCUUUUCAUUUGGAGGAUUACAAUUAAAAGUCUGUUUUUAGAAAAGGAGAAUUCUGAAGUCUAAUUUUAUACAUUAUAUGAAUAAAAUGUUCUCUAUAUCUGAGAA